This is a messenger RNA of Ostreococcus lucimarinus CCE9901, 480 nucleotides long. RefSeq lists its product with no specific name. NCBI's taxonomy places the organism in Eukaryota, Viridiplantae, Chlorophyta, Mamiellophyceae, Mamiellales, Bathycoccaceae. The transcript has a single exon. The record is from RefSeq and is a predicted model, not a curated record. The coding region runs from base 1 to 480 and encodes 159 amino acids.
AUGGGGCUGUUGUACGUGGUGGGGGAGUUGUUCGCGUUUCACGCGACGCUGUGUUGGAGGCGGAUGUCGACGUACGAGUACAUCGUCGCGGAGCGGGCGAUCGCGGCGGACGCGAGGGCGGCGGCGAUAGAGCGGGGGGAGGACGGGAGCGAUAUUCAGGUUCGCACCAGCGUGUGUCGGUUGUGUCGGCUGCCGGAGGCGUACGCGCCGGAUAGGGAGAAAACGGCGCCGAAGACGCCGAAGGCGCCGAGGGCGAUCAAGACCAAAGCCGCGGAGCCGCCGCCGCCGUCGGCGUCCGCGAAGGAGCGCGGAGGUUUGUUUUCGCCGUUCAAGGCGCGCGCGAACAAGUCAAAAGUAUUCACCGACGAACCGGAUUCGCCGCCGCCGGUGAAACGCGAAGAGGCGCUCGGGCACUUUGACGAGACGCUGCAGGCGCUCUCGGACGCGCGCGGGGCGUCGCGAAAGGGCGGACGCAAGUAA